UGCCCGACAUUAUCACGGGCAGAUCUCAUCGUCUUUAAGAAGGGUUGCCUGUAUCUUUCAUUCUUCACUCAAACACCUGAGCCUACGACCCUUCGUCUUCUGAUUCUCUGGCAGAUAAAUUUUCUCCGGCGGUCAUCGGAGUUUUUGUUAGAUUCCGGUGAAUUACGUCUUCAAUUUCAUGUUUUCUCUUUCAUCCGAUCGAUUUUUCCGGAGAUUUGCCGGAGUUCAACCACGCCGCUGCAAUUCAUGGCCGCCGUUUUAGCUAGCGGGAAUGAAUCGAGCUGGGGCCAAUCUAGUGCUGUUGGAUUAAUGGCGAAACUCCCUUACUCCAAUCCUCACUUAAAAAACCCGAAACCUAACCCUAACCCUAAGAAUAAACACAAAUUCAACACAGCUAACGGCCAACACGCCGACGAUUCUACGGUCGUUACUCAGACCACCUCUGAUGAUGCCUAUUCGUUCAACCAGAGAUCGGUUGAGGGUACUAGCCGGAAUGGUUUCAAUCACGGUGGAUACAUUAGCUUCAACUUAGCUUCGUGUUCGAACAGCGAGUUGAGCGAACUCAAGCAGCGUUUGGUGGCGGAGUUGGAACGGAUCCGAAACUUGAAUAAUCAAAUCGAUUCCGGACAACUCCAACCCAGAUCUCAUGGUAAAAUAAAGAAAUUAUCUGGAAGCAAGCGACCGUUUCCUUGUGGUUCUAAAAAAGAUUUGAAGGGAUUGUGCCAAACAUCGGAAUUUGAGAAUGGUCAUAUGAGUGGAAAUGGGAAAGAGGGUUUGAUGAAGAUGUGUAGGCAAGUGUUGACGAAGUUGAUGAAGCACAAAUUUGGUUGGGUUUUUAAUAAACCGGUGGAUGCUGUGGCCUUGGGGCUUCAUGAUUACCAUCGGAUAAUUAAGCAGCCGAUGGAUCUUGGCACAGUGAAAGGGAAUUUGGCGAAAGGUUUGUUUGUUUCGCCUGUUGAUUUUGCUGCUGAUGUGAGAUUGACAUUUAAUAAUGCCUUGUUGUAUAAUCCGAAGACCGAUGAAGUUAACGGCAUGGCCGAGCAGCUACUUGGUAUAUUCGAGGAUAUGUUUAGACCCAUACAAGAGAAGAUUGGUGGUGAUCGGAAAGAAGAGGAUCGUGGCUUUGUUGGUGAUGAGUUGCAAGGUAGUUCUUGGAGUCAAAUUCCAACCCCAGAAAGAGUAAAGAAAUCGGAAACGAGCCCCAAACCCCCAAUUUCAAAUAAAAAAGACCAAAUGCAAAGUGGGUCAAGUGCCUCAAACCCGUCAAAUUCUCCAUUGAACCCAGCUCCGGUGCAAUCACCCGUGCCCUCUCCAUCCUCCAUGCCAGCGCCUCCUGGGAAACCGGUGGCUGUGAGAGGAUCUUCCACAAAGCAGCCGAAGCCAAAGGCUAAGGAUCCCAAUAAGAGAGAGAUGAGUAUGGAGGAGAAGCAAAAGCUUGGAAUUGGGUUGCAGAGUUUGCCUCAAGAAAAGAUGCCUCAAUUGGUGCAGAUUAUAGGGAAGAGGAAUGAGCAUUUGGCUCAAGAGGGUGAUGAAAUUGAGCUUGACAUUGAGGCUCUUGAUACAGAGACCCUUUGGGAGCUUGAUCGGUUUGUGACUAAUUGGAAGAAGAUGGCGAGCAAGACAAAGAGGCAAGCACUAAUGUCAAACAAUUCAGCUGGAGCGGGAACCAUAACCACAACUUCUGCUGAAGCUGAUAGGGGUCCUAUGAGAGAGAGAACUGAUUUGACAAAGAAGCCAAAGAAAGGAGAAGCUGGGGAUGAAGAUGUGGACAUUGACGACGAUUUGCCUGCAACCAACUUCCCAUCGGUGGAGAUUGAGAAGGAUGAAGGUGGUUAUGAUCAAAAUCAUGGUCAUGCUAAUAGUAGUUCUAGCGGUUCCAGUGGCUCAAGCAGUGACUCAUCCUCUUCAAGUGAUUCUGGUUCAGGGAGUUCUUCUGGGAGCGAUUCAGAUGCUGAUGAUGCACAGUCUUGAAGUAAAUUAAAGAACUUGGCAGAUUUGAGAACUGACGGAUGAAAAAAAUGAUGUUUGAACUCUUACACCUAUUAGAAGGGCUUUAAUGUAGGAGGCUUAUUGAUGAGGUAUAGCAAAUGUUCACUAACUCUUACUAAUUUUUUAUGAUGGGUUUCUUCAUGGGAAUGAGCUGAAAUUUUGAACUACGCUUUGCAGAGGGUUCUGAAUUGUGAAAAUUUGUCGAACUUUGUAGCUUUGGAUUCGACAGAGGAAUGAAGAUAGGGUGUUGGGUGAAGCUUAUAGAGGGGACCAAAAGAGAUACGUAGCUUAGACUCUAGAGAUGUUGGGUUAUUGAACCAAAAGAGAUAGGGCCAGUUAUGCCCCCAGUUAGAGAGAAGAGAGAGAGAGGUAAAUAGUUGAGAUACCACUGUACAGAUUUUUUUCCUCUUUUCUUUUUGGACAAAAAGAGACGUCUUUCUGCUGAAACUGCAACAGCUACUCGCAAUCACCUGUUAGUCACUGAUACGUCACUUAAAUUACUGAUGCACUUGAACUUAGAACUUGUAGAUUGGAGUGUGGCUGACCACACAAGUAAUACAUGAAUUUCCUCAUGGAAAAGGGAUGGGAAGAAUUGUAUAGAACCGAACGGUCAUGUGGAGUGGAAUGACAAGGUUGCCAAGCAAGGCAUGAGUUGGGUGACAAUCAGAAGAAGGUUGAUCCUUCUCACUCCCAUGCGCUUCCUCCUCUCCUCCUCCUCCUCCUCCUCCUGCUCAUCAUCAUCAUCAUCCUAUAAAACUCCGCUUUGUCCAAAUGCCAGCCAGUCACGCAUCACCGAAGCCCCCCCUUAAGAACACGAAACAGUUACAAUUAUGCAGCUGUUGAGAAGAGGACGCGAUGAUAUUAAAUGCAACGAUAUUGUAAGUUUCUGAAGUUUGGGUGUCAGAUUCGAGUCGCCAAAACAGUUCUGCAGGCAGGAUAAGGCUGUGAAUAUGUGAUUUUGUUUUUUCAGAUCCUAUGACAAAUCUAUGUAUCUGGCUGUCCUUUUAAUAUUGAAAGCUAUUGAUGUUUACUUGAAGUCCAACAUUGGUGUACAAAAAGCCAAAAAACAAAAAAAGUUUUGAUCAUCUUGAUUUUAUUUUUUUUUCGGUCCGAUUAAAAAUAGAUCAUUUAUGUCAAGAUUAGAUAUAAAUUAGAAUAUUUAUG
Molecule: messenger RNA, 3153 nt
Organism: Ilex paraguariensis (yerba mate)
Lineage: Eukaryota; Viridiplantae; Streptophyta; Magnoliopsida; Aquifoliales; Aquifoliaceae
Source: the annotation of a GenBank genome assembly